AUGACUUACGACACAACUAUCCGCAGUAUUCUGAAGCAUAGCAGGGACAACGUUCCUAUUCCUGAAACUCUUUCCAAGCUUUUAACGGAUGAAAAGCUGCAAACAUUGAAAAUAGAAAAGACUGGUGAUGAUGAUGAUGGUUCAGAUCAGUCCGUUUUUGUGAUGCUUUUUGAGCUAGCCACUAUCCAUCCGUCUUUGGCUAUUGAUAUGCUCAAAGGUUUCUCGACUUCAAAACGUGUUUCUCGCUUCACUGUUUCAUUUGCACUUGUCGAAGUGAUUCGAAAUCAUCCAAAUUUUACACGGCGAAAAAUUGCAUCGAUGUUUUUGGUUGUUCGUGCAAUCGUCAAUUAUGCUGAUAUAUUUCGUGAAACGGUACCAUUGCUUACGGAAAUUUCACAGAGCGUUUUUGAAGGUUUGUAUAUUUUCUGUUCCCUUCUUUACACUUUUUCAUAG
This is a messenger RNA of Gongylonema pulchrum, 453 nucleotides long. The record is from the annotation of a GenBank genome assembly. Lineage: Eukaryota; Metazoa; Nematoda; Chromadorea; Rhabditida; Gongylonematidae.